Messenger RNA from Eimeria mitis, 1824 nucleotides. RefSeq names its product protein phosphatase 2A, putative. NCBI's taxonomy places the organism in Eukaryota, Apicomplexa, Conoidasida, Eucoccidiorida, Eimeriidae. The record is from RefSeq and is a predicted model, not a curated record. The coding region runs from base 1 to 1824 and encodes 607 amino acids. The transcript is spliced from 7 exons.
AUGGGGGCAGGGGCCCCCCUGUCCCCCCGCUGCAGCAGCAGCUGCAGCAGCAGCAGCAGCUCCAGCAGCAGCAGCAGCAGCACUAGCAGCAGCACCUGGGGGCCCCCCGUACCCUCUUUGGCCCUUCAUACCUUCACCAGCGCAACGCCGCUCGCCAGCAGCCCUCGCCACGACCUCAGCAGUGUCGACGGAGGGGCUCUGCUGCUGCUGUUACAUCAGCUACACCGCCGGCAUGAUAGGGGCCCCCACGUGGAUGGGGGCCCCCCGGGGGCCCCCGGGGUCCCGGGGUCCCCCCUUCUUUCGGACGAGGCUAUAGAUGGCGCAUGCAGCAGCAGCAGCAGAAACAACAGCAGCAACAGCAACAGCAGCAGCAGCAGCAGCAGCAACAGGGAGAUGCUGCUGCAGCUGCUUGCUGACGAGAUAAUGCCUCAGUUCUUCGCGCAUGCAUCCGUCCAGCAUUUGGUUUCGCUGCUGCAGCACCACCAACACAACCCAGAGGCCCUCUCUCAGGCCCUCGAAGAGGAAAUAUAUGCAUGGGGGAGACAGGAGGGGCCCCCCCUCUCCAGUUCCGGGGGCCCCCCUUCGUCAAAGGGGCCCCCAGGUCUAGCCAGGGGCUGGCGUCUGUCUCCGCGUCCUUUUAUGGGGGCCCCCAUCAUGGAGGGGGGGGGGGGCCCCACGGGGGCCCCUGGGGGGGGGCCCCCCAGGGGCCCCCGUGGCGGCGCUGAAGGGUCCCCUUCACCAAGCCCUAGGAGACCCAGGGGCCCCUGUGCCUCCAAGGAGGGGCCCCCGCCUCUCCCAGCAUCGAGUCAAUACAUUGAGGCCCCACAAGAUGAAUUCGUUACACCUGUAGGCUCUCCUGACGAGGGCCCCCAGGGGCCCCCAGAGGGGCCCCCAGAGGGGCCCCCCUUUGGGGCCCCCGAGGAGGGGCCCCCAGAGGGCCUCCAAGAGGGGCCCCCAGAGGGCUUCACCGAGGGGCCCCCCGAGAGCCUCCCCGAGGGGCCCCUUGGGGGAUCCCCCAUCGAGGGGGGCCCCCAAGGGGGGCCCCAAGGGGGCCCCCACGGGGGGCCCCAAGGGGGCCCCCACGAGGGGCCCCAUGGGGGCCCCCACGGGGGUCCCCAAGGGGGCACUUUGCUGCCUGGUCUGGAGAUGAGGGAGGAGAGGGGGGCCCCCUAUCAGUACCCACGCCUGUUGAGGGGCCUCGCCAUGGAGACAGCAGAAGCAGGGGGGCCCCCCCCUCUGUGCCCAUCCCCUGAAGACUAUAAUAUUACAGCGGGGAGCAAGAGGAGCGAGGGAGAGGAGGAGACAGAGACGCUGGAGAGGGGGGCCCCUGGGGGCCCCCCUUGGGGGCCCCUGGGGGCCCCCAGUGAGAUGAGCGAAGAAACAAAUUCUGUACUGACUGCUGUGCGGCGCGCUCGGGAGGAGCGUAGUCUCCGCGCUCCUGUGUUUAUCGAUGCAGAAACAGAGAGAGCUGUUGCUGCUGCUUUUGAGGGUACUGACGAGGGUUUGGGGCUGGAGGCCUUCAGGGAUAGGGUACUGGGGCCCCUACUUGGAUUGGGGCCCUUUCUUGCUGGGCCGCUGUUCAGAAGAAUGGACACUGAUGGGUCUGGUGUAUUGACAGCAGCAAAACUAAAGAGCUACUGGAGAGGCCGUUUCAUACUCAAGACCAAAGACCCCUCUCUCCUUGGCACUGUCCCUUUGCCUCCGCUCCCCACAUACGGGGCCCCCUUCAUCGAUACACCUGAGGGCCCCGAGGGUACUGGGGGCCCUCUCCACCAGGGGCUCGUGCAUAUACCCAGAAGACCUCAAACCCUGGAUACUGGGUGA